Messenger RNA from Carassius gibelio (silver crucian carp), 1002 nucleotides. It is a transcript of the gene cmbl, whose product is annotated as carboxymethylenebutenolidase homolog (Pseudomonas). The coding region runs from base 153 to 887 and encodes 244 amino acids. The record is from RefSeq and is a predicted model, not a curated record. The transcript has 6 exons. Lineage: Eukaryota; Metazoa; Chordata; Actinopteri; Cypriniformes; Cyprinidae. Gene Ontology annotation, molecular function: hydrolase activity.
UGCUGACUCAUGAUGAAUGGCAUCGAGUGGGUUAUACGACAAUUUUAUGGUGGGCGUUGCUAAAAGGGACAAACACAGAAAUCUGCAGUCUGUGCCAGAUUUCAGCCUUUUCGUUUCCUCACAGCGAAAUAAACCCGAGCUUCAGCGGUUCGAUGGCAAAUGAAGCAAAGCCCUGUCCGUGUGAUAUCGGGGACAAGAUUGACUAUGGAGGUCUCGGAGAGGAAGUUCAAAUCGAGCACAUUAAAGCUUAUGUGGUGAAGCCUCCAGCAUCAGAGAAGGCCAUUGUUGUAAUUCAAGACAUUUAUGGAUGGCAGCUUCCAAACACCAGAUACAUGGCUGACAUGCUUUCAGCCAAUGGAUACAUUGCUAUAUGUCCAGAUUUCUUUGUUGGAAAAGAGCCGUGGAGCCCAUCUCAUGACUGGUCAACAUUUCAGCAGUGGCUUGAGGACAAAAAGCCUACAGAAAUCAAAAAGGAAGUGGAUGUUGUGUUGAAGUAUCUGAAGGAGCAGUGUGGCGUGAAGCAUAUAGGAGUUGUGGGCUUCUGCUGGGGUGGGGUUGCCACACACUACAUUGCUCUUCAGUAUCAGGAAAUCAAAGCUGGCGUCUCUGUCUAUGGUAUCGUUAGAGAGCGGGAAGACCGGUUUGAUCUCAAGAGCCCAACCCUCUUUAUCUUUGCUGAAAACGAUGCAGUCAUUCCACUUGAUCAGGUGACUACACUAGAGGCAAGACUGAAGGAGAAGUGCACUGCUGACUUCCAAGUGAAAAUCUUCCCAAAACAGACACAUGGGUUUGUCCAUCGCAAGAGAGAAGACAUUAACCCAGAUGAUAAAUCUUAUAUAGAGGAGGCCAGGAGAGAUAUGAUCAACUGGUUGAAUAAGUACAUGUAAACUGCAAUGGGUUAAAACAUCUGAGGUGAAGGUUAAACAUUCUCUAAUGGCAAAGUCUGGUGGUAAAAUCAAUCACUGUAUUGACAUUUCCUUCAAAUACACUUAAACUUUUGCA